CUAUUAAUUGGCGCCAAACACUCUCUUUCUUCUCAAGUACUACAUUCUCUGAGUCUCUAACCCUAAUCAAGCGCUCUCAUAUCCAAUUCCCAAAUCCUAGGGUUUUCUUGGAGAUCAAAAUUCGAGCUUUCACUUCGAAAGCUUCAACACACACAACCCAGUGAACCCCAUUAUCUGCAAUGGCGGAAUCUCGCCCCCCUAAGCGCUCCAAAAUCACCAGGGGAGAAGAUGAUUAUAUGCCUGGAAAUAUUCUUGAGAUUGAGCUUCAUAAUUUCAUGACCUUUGAUUACUUAAAAUGUAAACCUGCGCCUCGAUUGAAUCUUGUAAUUGGGCCCAAUGGUUCUGGAAAGAGUUCUCUUGUAUGUGCUAUUGCUCUUGGCCUCGGUGGAGAGCCCCAGCUGCUUGGGCGAGCCACAAGUAUUGGGGCAUAUGUGAAACGAGGAGAAGAGUCUGGCUACAUUAAGAUUACCUUGAGAGGGGACCAUAAAGAGGAGCGCCUUAUCAUUAUGCGUAAAAUAAAUACUAACAACAAGUCUGAAUGGUUGUUCAAUGGAAAUGUAGUACCCAAAAAGGAUGUUGCUGAAAGCAUUCAGAGGUUUAACAUCCAAGUCAAUAAUUUGACUCAAUUUUUACCGCAAGACAGGGUAUGUGAGUUUGCGAAGUUAACUCCUGUCCAACUUCUGGAAGAGACUGAAAAGGUUGUUGGUGAUCCACAGCUUCCGGAGCAACAUCGUGCACUAAUUGAUAAAAGUCGUGCAUUGAAGCAUAUUGAGCUGUCUCUUGAGAAAAAUGAAGGAACUUUAAAACAGUUGAAGGAACGCAAUGCCGAAUUAGAGAAGGAUGUUGAACGCGUUCGUCAAAGAGAUGAGCUUCUUGCCAAGGCUGAGUCAAUGAAGAAGAAAUUGCCAUGGCUGAGGUAUGAUAUGAAGCAGGCUGAAUAUCGGGAAGCUAAGAAACGUGAGAAUGAUGCUGAAAAGGCAUUGAAGGAAGCUGCGAAGUUAUUAAGUGAUCUUAAGGAACCUAUUAAGAAACAGAAAGAUGAGAAGGCUGCAUUAGAUGCAAAUUGUAAAAAGGUAAGCAGCCGCUUAAGUGACAAUGCGAAGAAGCGAAUGGACCUUAGGGAGAAAGAUAGCCAAUUGGAUGUGGAAUUACAAGGAAAGUACAAAGAUAUGGAAGAGUUGAGGGGGCAGGAAAAAUCUCGACAACAAAAACUUGAAAAAGCCAGGAAGGAGCUUGCUGCUGCGGAAUUAGAACUUGAGAAUCUACACCCUUUUGUACCUCCAAAGGAUGAGCUACAAAGACUGAAAGAUGAAAUUCGGAGGUUGGAUACUUCUGCUAGUCAAGUGAGACAGAAUAGGUCACAAGCAGAAAGUGAAAUAAAACAUAAAAAGUCACUCUUGAUGAGGUGUAAAGAGAGAUUGAGGGAUAUGAAUAAUAAAAGUACCAAGUGUUUGCUUGCAUUGCAAAAAUCUGGGGUUGACAAAAUUUUUGAAGCUUAUAAAUGGGUCCAAGAAAAUCGUAAUCAAUUCAACAAGGAAGUCUUUGGUCCAGUUUUACUUGAGGUGAAUGUCCCAAACCGGGAACAUGCCCGGUAUCUGGAGGGUCAUGUUGCUUACUACGUCUGGAAGUCUUUCAUGACACAAGAUUCUCGUGAUCGGGACCUUUUAGCGAAAAACCUAAAGUUCUUUGAUGUUCCAAUUCUAAAUUAUACUGGUGGUGAUGGCCACCCAAUAAGGCCUUUUGAAAUUUCUGAAGAUAUGCGUGCUCUUGGCAUCAAUUCCCGAUUGGACCAAAUUUUUGAUGCUCCAGUUGCAGUCAAGGAGAUGCUGAUUAAAAACUCAAGUCUAGAUAAUUCAUAUAUUGGAACCAAAGAAACUGAUCAGAAAUCUGAGGUGGUUCCAAGAUUGGGAAUUAUGGAUUUAUGGACACCGGAAAAUCACUACCGUUGGUCUGGGUCAAGAUAUGGAAAUCAUGUGUCCGCAAGUGUUGAACAAGUGAACCCCCCGGAUCUUCUAUCCAAUACUUCGAAUGUGGGAGAAAUUGAGAUUUUGCUUUCCGAAGAAAGGGAGCUUGAAAGACAAAUUGCUCCCUUGGAGGAAAGCAUCAAAAGAUCUCAAGAUGAGGAAAGAAGCUUACAGAAUCAAGCUGCUGAUCUCCGUAAACAGUGGGAAACCGUUAGUACUACGGCACAGAAUGAGCAAAGAAAACGUAAAGAAAUCGUUCACCGGAUUGAACAAAGGAAAGGGAUACUGAAAUCGAUGGAGGAGAAGGUUGAUAUGGAUACUGAGAUAGCAAAGCUUGUUGAGCAGGCUACAAAAUGUAACAUUCAGCGAUUUCACAAUUCAAUUAAAAUUAAGGAUCUUCUUGUUGAAGCUAUGGGUUACAGGCAGAAUGUUGUUGAACUACGUAUGUCGUUAAUUGAAUUUGAAGCAAAGAUUGGAGAAAUGGAGGCCAAUCUGAAGCAGCAUGACAAGUUUGCUCUGCAAGCAUCAUUGCACUUUGAUAACUGUAAGAAAGAGGCUGAGAAUUGUAAGCAGCAGCUUACAGAUUCCUUGAACUAUGCUAAAUCAAUUGCUCGGCUUACACCUGAGCUAGAGAAGGAAUUUCUUGAGAUGCCCACUACAAUAGAGGAAUUGGAAGCAGCUAUCCAAGAUACCACUUCUCAAGCCAAUUCAAUCCUUUUUGUCAAUCAUAACAUAUUGGAACAAUACGAGCAUCGUCAAAGACAAAUAGAAGAUCUUGCAGCAAAACUUGAAGCAGACAAAAAUGAAUGUAGAAGGUGUUUAGCUGAAUUAGAUAACAUUAAGGGGAAAUGGCUUCCAACACUGAGAAACCUUGUAGCCCAGAUAAAUGAAACCUUUAGAUGUAAUUUUCAAGAGAUGGCUGUUGCCGGAGAAGUCUCACUAGAUGAGCAUGAUACGAACUUCGAUCAAUUUGGAAUACAUAUAAAAGUCAAAUUCAGAGAAAAUGGACAGCUUCAAAUUCUCAGUGCCCAUCAUCAAUCUGGAGGGGAGCGAUCAGUUUCAACUAUUGUUUAUCUUGUUUCCCUUCAAGAUCUUACUAACUGCCCAUUUAGAGUUGUUGAUGAGAUCAACCAAGGUUGGUUACUGUUUGGAGUAAAUUGUUUCUGGAUUGACCUCACUCGCUCAAGAGACCUUUAUUUGACUUUAUUUUUACCAGGGAUGGACCCAAUAAAUGAAAGGAAGAUGUUCCAGCAACUAGUGAGAGCAGCAAGCAAGCCAAAUACACCACAAUGUUUCUUGCUUACCCCUAAAUUGCUACCAGAUCUUCAAUAUAGUGAGGCAUGCAGCAUAUUGAAUGUAAUGAAUGGCCCUUGGAUCGAGCAACCAUCGAAGGUGUGGACCACUGGUGAUCCCUGGAGUAUUAUAACGGGACAUGUCAGACAGACCCUAUGUUAAAGUAAAACACUGGAGGGGAUUAGUGUCAGCUUGUGUAACCUAGUUUGUAUUUCUCGUGUACAUUUUUGUGAAGAAGGAAACCAGCUUUGCAUGUAAAAUAACAUGUUUUUUUUUCUGGUUGUGAAUAGCUUUUUAUUUAUAUUUAUGCUUUUAUCAUAAUUAAACUCAGGGUUGAAGAAUAGCUUGUCUUUUAAUAUAUUUUAAGCUUAGUUUGUUUUCUGUA
This is a messenger RNA of Lotus japonicus, 3642 nucleotides long. RefSeq names its product structural maintenance of chromosomes protein 5. NCBI's taxonomy places the organism in Eukaryota, Viridiplantae, Streptophyta, Magnoliopsida, Fabales, Fabaceae. The coding region runs from base 180 to 3419 and encodes 1079 amino acids. The transcript has 29 exons. Gene Ontology annotation, cellular component: Smc5-Smc6 complex. Gene Ontology annotation, biological process: double-strand break repair via homologous recombination. Gene Ontology annotation, molecular function: ATP hydrolysis activity; ATP binding. The record is from RefSeq and is a predicted model, not a curated record.